This is a messenger RNA of Bipolaris sorokiniana ND90Pr, 1838 nucleotides long. RefSeq lists its product as uncharacterized. The coding region runs from base 143 to 1702 and encodes 519 amino acids. Lineage: Eukaryota; Fungi; Ascomycota; Dothideomycetes; Pleosporales; Pleosporaceae. The transcript is spliced from 2 exons. The record is from RefSeq and is a predicted model, not a curated record.
GGUCGUUUCAUAUCACUGUCCACUUUUCCUCAAUCUUUUCAUCCAGUCUGUCAAUCGUUUUAACUAAUCUGUUCCCAAGCGCUGGUAUCGCACCGUUGGUUUUUCUUUCUUCCUGGUACCCUAAUCGUAGCAAGCCUUCAAAAUGGCCAUAUUUUCCAAACUCCUGCUGCUGGCAGCUUGUUCAACAUGUGUUGUUGGUGGGCCGGUCCCAAGGAACCACCAGAGGCGCCAGUUUACUGGAUACUUCAACACUUCAUCCAUAAUUCCUUCAACAUCUGAAAAGGCCAUCGCACAACUAGACACUGCUCUGGUAGUAGAACCUAUUCAGCCAACAAUAUUCACAUCGAUAGCGCCAGGCAUCACGUUUGUGAAUCCUGAUGGCGAGCCACUGGCGACACAAGAUCCAGAAACUGUCUUAUCCACAUCCUUCAUCACACCUACACAAAAACCUACUACAGAAAAGUCAUCCAGUGCGAUACCCACAUCCACCACUACGCCGGGUCUGAAACAAGUACCAGUCGAGAGCAGUCCAACACCCACUCUCUCUUCUAAUGCCUUGUCAGCACUGUCAAGCUCUGUCAAAGUUGUUGAAAACAGUACAGCUAGCAUUACUAGUCGUGAAUACCCCAAAUUCACAUACUCGCCCAUAGAGCAAGCGUCUUCGGCUUCCCUAGCCUCAAUCACUCCUCCUAGCGAAGCACCAGCGCCUACCUCUGGAGGAAUGCCUGGUUUUCAACAUCCUGGAUCAGCAGCUCCAAGCCAACCAUCCUCGAACAGUAGUUCUAGCCCGACUACUGUUGCGUCAUCCGUAGCAGUAUCUAGUGUUUCUAGUGGUUCACCUGUAGUAUCGUCCUCGAGAUCUGCAGGUGACUUGGCGGACGUGACAUCACGUAUCAUGGUCACAUCACUCACUACUGUAUAUGUUUCUGCCCCGUCACCCGAUGCGGCUAUCACCGCACCUGAAGAGCCAGUGUCAGGGUCAGCUACGCCUACUCCGGCUAUGACGAGCUGCAGUGAAGAUCAGGAGGCAGUGCCACCUGUUGCCAGCUCAGCGGCUCUGGCUGUACCGUCGGAGUCUUUACAAGUUCCACCAGUAGUAAUCGUCACGUCGUUCACCACAGUCAUGGCCACGCUGGCGCCCAGCGAGGCACCCCAAGUACCAGCCACGUCUGCGGUACCCGAGCCAGUAGUACCCAGCUCCUCAAACGCCUCUUCUGCGUCUGAAGCAACUUCGGCGUCAGCAGCGCCAACACCACCUGCAGCCCCUAGCAGCUCCUCUCCCCCCUCGCCAGAAAGCUCAACAUCAGCACAGCCAGCUUCCUCCUCGACACCCCCUGUAGAGCCUCCAGCGCAGCCAUCUCCAUCCACCACUCCCACUCCGGAACCCUCAGCACAACCAUCUACAUCCACCACCUCUACCCUGGAACCCUCACAGGAACCAUCCCCCCCACCAUCUCCAUCUUCUCCAGAAGCCCCCGCAUCAACACCAGAUGCCACACCCACAACCACCCCAUCUGCAUCAUCGCUACUACCGCCACCAGCACCUGAACCGACACCUUCUUCCCCGUCUUCGUCUUCGACAACAUCAGAAGGGCCCCUCAUCAUCACGCCCAUUCCACCAAGCCAGAUCUUUACCGUAACGGCUACGACGACAGAGAAGGAGACGGUUAAGGAGACCAUCACUGUGACGGCUACGGCGUAGUGAGGUAGUAAAUAUAUUUUGUCUGAGAAAAGUAAUUGAGGGGAGAGGAAAAUGUAGAUUGAUUUGAUACCCCUAGUUUUGCGGAAAGGAGAGUUAUUUAUUGUAUCUAUUGAAUACUGCAUUUUUGUUACAAGUC